Molecule: messenger RNA, 1691 nt
Organism: Sinocyclocheilus rhinocerous
Lineage: Eukaryota; Metazoa; Chordata; Actinopteri; Cypriniformes; Cyprinidae
Gene: elovl6
Product: ELOVL fatty acid elongase 6
Exons: 4
Coding region: 198-998 (266 amino acids)
Biological process (GO): very long-chain fatty acid biosynthetic process; fatty acid elongation, saturated fatty acid; fatty acid elongation, polyunsaturated fatty acid
Cellular component (GO): endoplasmic reticulum membrane; endoplasmic reticulum
Molecular function (GO): fatty acid elongase activity
Source: RefSeq, a predicted model, not a curated record
CGCUGGCACGGGCUGAGAGUCAAAUAGGCUGACAUUCGAGAACAACUCAACGGUGUGCUGGAGGUGGCAAGAGCGAUGCGAGGGCAAGGCUGGAGCUGAGCCUGCGAGACAUAGCUAGGAUAUCCGUCAAACUGAGCUCAUUUAGUCGCCAAAGAAAGCCUAACGUUCUACAGUAAGCGUUUAAAGGACGAGAGACCAUGUCGGUGCUGGCUUUACAAGAAUACGAAUUCGAGAGGCAAUUCAAUGAAGAUGAAGCCAUUCGAUGGAUGCAGGAGAACUGGAAGAAGUCCUUCCUCUUCUCUGCACUCUACGCUGCCUGCAUACUCGGUGGGCGGCAUGUAAUGAAACAAAGGGAGAAGUUUGAAUUGAGGAAACCUUUAGUACUAUGGUCUUUAACACUUGCAGCCUUCAGUAUAUUUGGUGCCAUCAGAACUGGAGGCUACAUGAUGAACAUCUUGAUGACCAAAGGCCUAAAGCAGUCAGUGUGCGAUCAGAGUUUCUACAACGGACCAGUCAGCAAGUUCUGGGCCUAUGCUUUUGUCCUCAGCAAGGCACCUGAACUAGGAGACACACUAUUCAUCGUCUUGCGGAAGCAAAAGCUGAUUUUCCUGCACUGGUAUCAUCACAUCACAGUUUUGCUCUAUUCCUGGUACUCCUACAAGGACAUGGUGGCUGGCGGGGGCUGGUUCAUGACCAUGAACUAUCUGGUGCACGCCGUCAUGUAUUCUUACUACGCUCUACGGGCCGCCGGCUUCAAAAUCUCUCGCAAGUUCGCCAUGUUCAUCACCCUGACGCAGAUCUCCCAGAUGGUGAUGGGCUGCGUGGUCAACUACCUGGUGUAUUCGUGGAUGCAACAAGGCCAAGAGUGCCCAUCCCACGUGCAGAACAUUGUGUGGUCGUCCCUCAUGUACCUCAGCUACUUUGUGCUCUUCUGCCAGUUCUUCUUCGAAGCCUACAUCACCAAGACCAAAUCCAAUGCAGCCAAGAAAAGCCAAUAAAUCAAGAAAAUGAUUUUAAAAAAUUUAAUCAAGGAGAGGUGGGGAAAAACUAAAUGGACCAAUGAUUGGUAGUGGAUGGAUGAGUCUUUACAGUUAGGGCUUAUGAACUUGCAGAAGAAAGAAGCAAAGACAAUGAGGGGCUACUAUCAAAGCUUGUGCAUACUGUACUACUAACGUAUAGAAAUAAACCUCCCCGCCACUAGGGAAGCUCUAUUGAGCCGCACUGAGAAAUCAUUACGAUUAUAUCAGUUGAACAAAAAAAAUGUGUCUUUAUGUAAUGUUUAUGUGCCCAAUACAAUUCUCUGUAUUUAAAAAAAAAAGUGUAUAGAUUAAAAAAAAGGGAUGCAAAAUAAAUUAAAACAGAAUUAAGUCGUCAAAAUGGACUGGGACAUUUUGAAAAAGGAACUUAUAUGGAUAGAAUUAAUAUUUGUGUGGUUAUGUCUAAACAUUAAAUGUUACUGUUGCAUUUUUAUUUUUAUUGAUUAGAUAGAUCGUGUGCGGUAGUUUUGUACGAAAGCCAUGUCAAUGGAAGACUGGUAAAUGUUGAGCUAAAAAUGCCACAGUGUGUUCUGUGUUCUGUGUUCAGCGUCGCAGCACCAAAAUUCUCUCAGGUCUUAAGAGUUUUCCAUUUGAUGUUCAGAUCAUUUUAGAAAUAAAAAGAAAACUAAACAAAAAAGCAAAAUAGUCAAGGUA